Trichoderma virens Gv29-8 is the source of this 807-nucleotide messenger RNA. RefSeq lists its product as uncharacterized. Gene Ontology annotation, molecular function: kinase activity. The annotation marks the transcript as partial. The record is from RefSeq and is a predicted model, not a curated record. The transcript is spliced from 5 exons. Lineage: Eukaryota; Fungi; Ascomycota; Sordariomycetes; Hypocreales; Hypocreaceae.
CUCGAGGUGCUCCAGCAACUUGUCGGGUCGCAAGAUGCCCUUCGCAUGUAUUUGGUGUCACCCCUUCCAAGCGAAUCAUCGCCGGCUACGCAGCGCAUCAAGGCAUCAUUUGGUGAGUCGCCAUCUGUAAGCUUCGAGCACUGCCUUUACCGAGAGACGCACACACAGGCAGCCAGCAGUUACAUCUUCCGUAGCCAGCAGACGGGAAGCCGUACCAUCAUAAACUACAAUGACCUACCGGAAAUGACAGUUGACGAGUUCGAGACCGUUGUGCGGAGAUUCAGUGCCAGCGAUGAGACCUGGUGGCACUUUGAAGGCCGCAUACCCAAUACUACGUUAGAGUGCAUCCGCAGGCUGCGUGAUAAGCUUCCAAACGCGCAAAUCAGCGUCGAAGUCGAGAAACCGGGCAGAGAUGGGCUCCGUGAACUCGCAGCCGAGGCCAACGUGGUCUUCUACUCCAAAUCCUGGGCAGAGAGCUGUGGUCAUGGGUCUGCCGAGUCGUGUCUCGUGGACGAGCAACGACGACGCGAAGCGUCCCUUGCUCUACUGGUAUGCACUUGGGGUGCGGAGGGAGCCGCCAUGUGCCAGUCCUCUGAGCAGAUUGUCCACUGUCCCGUUGAAAGCCGUGAAAAGUCCAUUUCGGUCGUUGACUCGGUGGGAGCGGGUGAUACCUUCGUUGCGGGAAUGCUCUACAGCCUGGUCUGUCGCAAUAGAAGCUGGGAUGUAAGCCACGGGCUGAGAUUCGCCGUGCACCUGGCCACGACAAAGGUCCAGAGGGAAGGGUUUCAGGGGCUCGGCGCACAUGUC